AUGUCUUCUUCUAAAGGCACAUAGGCAUAUAAGAUUAUUGAUCAUUUAACUUAGAGUUUUUUAUAUGGCAUAGGAAGUUUUCUAUGUAUUAGUAUUAGUAGUAUUUUUAGUUUCUUCAUUUAUAAGCAAAAAAAAAAAAUGUUGGAGCUUGAAGAUACAGAUCCUCUACUUCCUUAAGAGUUGUUUGAUUUGAUCAGUAGCAGUUAUAGAAAGAAUUUAAUAGAAUUAUAGCAAUAAGAUUAGGGCAGAGUAAAAGUACCAGGUAAAUUUCUGGUGAGAGGAGAAGUAGAUUCAAACCACAUGAUUCCAUGUUUAGAUCCUAAAAAGAUGGGAUUGGUUUAUUAGAGGAUGAAGAUAGAUAAAAUUUACAUGAUGAAUUAUUACAAUUAAAAUAAACUAGAAAAACGUAAUGAACUAAGUGAUAAUAAAGCCAUAAAAUUUUUUGAAGUAGUUAACCCGAAUCAACAAAUAAAAGAAGCUAAAAAUUGGUUGCUUAAAAAAAAUCAAAAUAAAUAGUUGACAGAAUUUGAAUCAGGCUCGAUAAAAUGCUUAAUUACUAACUUUGGUACAAAAAAGACGAAUGUAGAGAGAGCUUUGAAGCCAGUAGCUUACCUAGAGAAAUUUAAUGAAACAAUUAAAGCAAAUUUAAAACUUCAACCAGGAACAAUCUUGCUCAUUGGAUUUACUUAAAAUUAAAUAGGCAUAAAGAUUGGUGAUUAAAUCAUGGUUUAUGGAUCAGUAAUAUUAGAUUUAAAAAAUCGUAUCAUAAAUUUUGAUAUUCCAGAAGUGAUUGCAAAAAGAAAAUAUGAAAUUCAAGAAAUAGUUAGCCAUCACUUUAGUAUUAAAUCUAUAGCAAGCUUUUUCCUUUUCUCUUUAGGAGUGUUUUAUGCUUAUAAAGCAGCUACAUCUUUCCUUAAGCAUAGAAAGGAUAUGUAAAAGUAUUACUCGAGGAGAAUACUUGCAUCUGACUUAAAAGACUCCUCCUCGUUUUGA
Messenger RNA from Tetrahymena thermophila SB210, 993 nucleotides. Its product is annotated as transmembrane protein, putative. NCBI's taxonomy places the organism in Eukaryota, Ciliophora, Oligohymenophorea, Hymenostomatida, Tetrahymenidae. The transcript has a single exon. The record is from RefSeq and is a predicted model, not a curated record.